Messenger RNA from Trichomonas vaginalis G3, 3780 nucleotides. RefSeq names its product armadillo (ARM) repeat-containing protein family. The record is from RefSeq and is a predicted model, not a curated record. Lineage: Eukaryota; Parabasalia; Trichomonadida; Trichomonadidae. The coding region runs from base 1 to 3780 and encodes 1259 amino acids. The transcript has a single exon.
AUGGAGAAAAAACAGCCAUCGAACUACUUUUUGAGGCUUCUCCAGGGCUUAUCAAACAAGAGUUCCAACAUAAGAUACACCAGCAAGUUUGCUUUGAGGAAAAUCUGCUCUAAUAAUCCUUCGAUUUUUUUCACCGAAUUUAACUAUUACAUUAAAGACGUGAAAACACUCGAGCCGAAACCUCUGACCGAAUUUGCUAAUGCUUUGACUGCAGUAUCUCCAAGUGAUGAUACUUAUUUAUCUCAAUUGCAUUCAAUCAUGGUUAACAUAGAAAAUAUCUGCAAUUCACAAGACGUAAUCUCAUCAACAAGUGAAAUUAUCGAUGUUGCAACGAAUUUCUUUAACUUAAAACCUGCAUUACUUCCAAUAUUAUCAAAUCCAUCGAAAAAUUUACAAGUUUUAACAACAUUAGCAGUUUCUCAAAUGAUUACUUUAGGAAAUGAAAAUCAAGCUAAGAAAUUUUACUCGGUUUUGUUAAGUUCGAAUUGCGAAACAAAUUACCAUAAAUUUGCAAGAGCCAGACUCAUUGCUGCAAUGUGUAUGCAUCCAGAAUUAAUACCACAAGAUCUAAAAGAUUCUAUUCAAAAAUCAUCAGAAUUAAUUAUCGAUUUAUUCUGCGAAAACUGCCAAACAGUAUUUGCCCCAUUUAUUCCAACGAUAAUAAGCUCAUAUCCACCACCGAAAGAUAAACAUUCCGCAAUUUUCAAAAAAUUUGUUGAAUAUAUUUCGAAAUUUUCUAACAUUGCCGUUUAUAUUAUACCAGCAGCUGUUUCUAUAUCAGAUAACAGUGAAGCUGAAUCACUUUCUUUGUCAGAAGCUCUUAUUCCAAUUUUAUCUAUUGUUCCUUUCCAUUUUACUUCGACUUUACCAGAUGAUGCUGCUGUUAAUGGUUUUAAUGUUGCCGUCAGAGCAAUUUCUACGUUCAUUACUCCAGAAACUUCGCAAAGAAUUACGAAAUUUUUAAUAAAUUCAGCAAUUAACGGCGAGCUUGAGCAACGUCUUGGCUUCCAUUACGCUUUAACAUGUCUCGUGAAACUAAACGCAGAACUCGAUUACCAAGAGAUAAAACAGUGUUUUCACAGAGUUUUCACUCCCCUUGAAGCAGGGACAUUGGCCGAACUUGCAUUAGCUCUUCUUGCAGGUGGCCAUCAUAUAAUGUCAUGGACAGACAUGGUUAUGUUGUUUGAAGACUGUUUUUCCGCAUCAAAUACGAUAUCUGAACAAUUUGUCAUAGACGCUUCAGCAUUAUUGGGAAAACAUAUUGAUGCGCCUGUUUCUGAUGUCCUUACGUUCUUUUCUCAUUGCGUUUACGAAAGAUUCAAAUUUGCUCAAGUUCAUUUCUCAAUUUUGAAUACUUUCUUUAAUAAAAACAGCGUAAAAUUAUCAGAUUUCCCACCUCUGCUCACAAUGCACAUGCUUUUGUUCAUCCAAUACUAUCCAGAUUUAUCUCAGAAACAAUUAAAGGACAUUUGUCCAUUGGUUGGUGAUGUUAGCUCAUUUUUGACAUCAAUUGAUCCGAACCAACACUCAAUUGCCUUGAGAUCGAUGCUGAAACGUUUUGGAAAUAAUGAACAGUGCAGAAACAUCAUAUUUGACUUCAUUAACCAGCUAACAUGGCGCUGCUCGAAACAAGAAGCAUCAAACAACGUCAUAAAAGUCAUGAAUAUCAUUGGAAACAACGCAGAAAAAAUGUCAGAGGUAAUUUCUUCACUUUAUGCGGCUUUUGCAUAUGUAGAUGUACAUUUAGCAACACAGUCAUUACAAACAUAUACAACAAACCAGAGUAGAGGCUGGUUUUUGUUCUCAUCAAGCACAAAAACAAAUUCUUCUAUUAGAUUGGUCUUUUUAACACUCUCUAAGCUAAAAAGACAUGUCACACCUUUCAUUCAAUUCGCGACAGAGCAUCUUCCUGAUCCUUCAAAUGUAGAACAAUGUACUGAAAUUAUUUCAAUACUCGCGAAAGUUCUCAAAAAUAGUCAGGAAAUUCAAUCCGAGUUCCCUCCGAAAUGUUGUUUGUUUGACUUUGUAAUGAGUCUUAAAUACAUGUCCAAUGAUGAUAUAUACCGUUGCAUUGGCGAAUUAAUAACAAUUUCACCAAUCUGGCAAAUUGAGCAUAUUCCGUUUGCUACAGGCAUAAUACUGAAUGCAAAGGAAAUAACAAAUGAUUUGCUAUUCAUGCUGAAGAGAACUUUGAUGAUUGCAGAAACUCCAAGCGAUAUCCAAUUAUUAAUCGAACCAUUUGUCCAGAAAACAACAGAUUCUAUCUAUUUCCAGUUAUUACUGUCAAUAUUAGAAGCUUUGACAGGCGAUGAGCACACAAAUCCUGAUUUUCCAACAUUAAAUUAUAAUUGUUCAUCAAAACUCGAUAAUAUCAACGGAGGAUUUGACAGAUUCUUAUCUCUGAUUGCCAAGAUUGUUGGUUAUUACAUUCCUAUCUUCGAAAAGUCACAUAUCGCGAUAGAAUACAUUUUAAGGAUCAUGGGACGCCUAACAAAGAAGAUAGAAGUCAGAACACACCUUCCUUUGCAAGAAGCCGUUCAUUGUGUGGCUGUUUCAUUCAAUUCUCAGUGUAUUUUAGAUGCUGCCACGCUUUUCUGCGAAAACUUCACUAUUGCAUCGAUCACUGCCUUCCUUAUAUUAUUUAAAGAGAGAGAAAACGAGCUUUUGGAGUGUGCUCAAACAUUUAUUAUCAAAAUUUUCCAAGAGAGGCCAGAUUCCGCCGCAUUAGUGUUUGAUUCCAGCGAAACAUUAGCGAAAGCUGCUACAGCGCUAUUAGAAAUCAACCAUCUCUCACUUCUCCAAAAUGUUCUCAAAAAAUCUACAUUUAAUAAGCAGAUUAUUGAGACACUUUUGGAAUAUGUCCUGACCAAACACGAAAUGAUCGUGAAAUUAUGCGAAGAAACCGAUAUAACCAAAGAUUUAAUCGAUAUCAAACGUCCAGAAGUCCAAUACGCCUUCGUAAUGCAUAACGAGAACUACGAGAUCGAUGUUGAUACAUGGGAUACUUCAAAGUCAAUGAAAUUCAUCGAAUUGAUUAAGUCUUCUCUUGAAAAAGUGACAGAUGACAUAAAAAUCAGGUUUGCAAAGCAGACAGCACGAAUCCGCGACGAAGAAGUUGUUCCUUUAUGUGUAGCCAUAUUCGAACCAUACUUUAAAGGCGAAAAUCUCUCAGAAGUCAUGCCAUAUUUAGAUCCAUUUGCUCGUUCUACGUCAAUGAUACCAUUUAUCACAAAAUCAUUACCAGAUGGCAAGAUAUAUAGGGCUGCUCUGACUAUUUGCCUUUCAAAACCUACAACUCUCCCUUUAAUUUUUAAUCAGAUUCCGAAAGUUCUUGAAUGGAUACUCAAACACCAAAAAAUCGUCAAAGUACUAAGAAAACAAAAGGAUGUAGCGAUGCUUAAACCAUAUCUACCUGUUAUUGUCGCUAAUUCUUUGACACAAGACCAGUUAUUACAGAAAGAGAUUGUUUAUCUCAUUCACGAAAUAACUGGCUUCAAUUGUCCACCUCCUACAUCAUUCGUUGGCUUGUUUGAGAUCUGCGAAUCAGUUAAAUUCUGUGAUCCUGAUCCAGAAUGCGUUGUUUCGCUCAUGAAGAGAUCCAGACAAGGUGACUUCGCCGCAUUGAUUGUUAUCUGCUUCAUAGCACAUAAAUCUCUGCUUGAAAAAGAGAAUUACAACGAAGCUCAGACUAUUGCAAACUCAUUGUUAGAAAAAGAUUCCGAAGAAGCACAAACAGCAGCUUUCCUAUGUUUGUCUUGUUUUCCAAUACAAAAUUUAUAA